This is a messenger RNA of Theobroma umbraticum, 2041 nucleotides long. RefSeq names its product galactoside 2-alpha-L-fucosyltransferase-like. Lineage: Eukaryota; Viridiplantae; Streptophyta; Magnoliopsida; Malvales; Malvaceae. The record is from RefSeq and is a predicted model, not a curated record. Gene Ontology annotation, biological process: xyloglucan biosynthetic process; cell wall biogenesis. Gene Ontology annotation, cellular component: membrane; Golgi apparatus. Gene Ontology annotation, molecular function: galactoside 2-alpha-L-fucosyltransferase activity.
UCCUCGUGAAUCCCAAUUCUUGUCUCAUUUCCUACUCUAAUCCUGUACCCCACGCCACCCAAUCUCUGUCCCUCCUCCUUCCCUCGUCCUUCUUCUUCUUCUUCUUCAACAACUUUGCUGCUCUGCUCUCAUCUUCUGCUUACUUGUAUAUUUUAGGCACAUGAGAAUUUUUGGCUAAUAAUAUGAAGCGGUUCAGGAGAAACGCGGAUGAGAAUGACCCUGUAAUCAACCUGGAUCCUGAAGGGGAAGGCUUGUUUUUGAGGGAUCAAGAAAGGAAAUGUGGGUUGAGUUCAAUGAGGUCGAUGGGCUUUGUUGUGGUGGCUUUAAUGGUUGUUUCGGUCAUUUUUUCAGUUUCUGUAGUCCUUCAAGACCCACCGAGCGAUGGGGUUUUGGAGUCUGGUAAAGAUGUUAGAUCCUUUGAUGUUUUGGAGUCAAGUAAGGAGGAAAGAGUUCUUGAAGUCAAACCCCAGAAAGUCGUAGGUCCAGAUGAUGAUUAUCCCCCAUCUGUUGAGGCGCGUAAAGAUAAACUGCUAAGUGGACUUCUUGCAGUUGGACAUGAUGAAAGAUCUUGUGUCAGCAGGUAUCAGUCAGUUUUAUACCGCAAAGAAUUGCUACAUAAACCUUCACCCCACCUAAUUUCAAGGUUACGGAGUUAUGAAGCUCUCCAUAAACGGUGUGGGCCGUAUACUGAAUCAUAUAACAAAACCUUGGAAAUGCUCAAGACCAAGCAUCGCCUUGAAUCUACAGAUUGUAAUUAUUUAGUGUGGAUUUCCUUUAGUGGAUUAGGGAAUAGGAUACUGACCCUAGCUUCAGCAUUUCUUUAUGCUCUCCUUACGAAUCGUGUUCUACUGGUUGACCCUGGAGUUGAUAUGGUUGAUCUUUUUUGCGAACCAUUUCCAGAGGUCUCCUGGUUUCUCCCUCCAGAUUUCCCCCUUAAAAGUCAGUUCAACAGCUUUGAUCAGAAAUCUCCUUACUGUUAUGGGAGAAUGCUUAAGAAUAGCACUUUUGCUAAUUCAAGCAGGUUGAUAUCUUCUUCUUUUAUAUAUCUCCAUCUGGUCCAUGAUUAUGAUGAUCAAGACAAGCUUUUUUUCUGUGAUGAAGACCAAACUACUCUCCAGAAAGUGCCUUGGUUGAUCUUGAAGACAGACAAUUAUUUUGUCCCAUCUCUCUUCUUGAUGCCUUCUUUUGACCAGGAACUGAGUAAUCUCUUCCCCAGAAAAGAAACAGUUUUCCACUUCUUGGGUCGAUAUCUCUUCCACCCCACAAAUCCUGUUUGGGGACUUAUUACUAGAUACUAUCAUGCUUAUUUAGCUAAAGCAGAUGAAAGGAUAGGCAUCCAGAUCAGGGUCUUUGAUACUGGCACUGGUCCGUUCCAACAUGUGUUGGAUCAGAUCAUUGCUUGUGCCUUGAAGGAGGAUCUUCUACCUAGGGUUAGCAGGGAAAAACCCAUAAUUAAUCAAUCUCAGAAGUCUAAAGCUGUGCUAAUUACAUCUUUGAGUGCUGGUUACUUCGAGAGAGUAAGGGACAUGUAUUGGGAACAUCCAACUGUGACAGGGGAGGUCAUCAGUGUUUACCAACCGAGCCAUGAAGAGUAUCAACAAACAGAGAAGCGUUUUCACAAUAGGAAGGCAUGGGCUGAAAUGUAUUUAUUGAGCUUGACUGAUGUGCUAGUCACUAGCUCAUGGUCAACCUUUGGGUAUGUUGCUCAAAGCCUUGGAGGGUUGAAGCCAUGGAUACUCUACAAGCCUGAGAACCAAACAGCCCCAGAUCCAGCUUGUCGUCGAGCCAUGUCAAUGGAGCCAUGUUUUCAUGCCCCUCCCUUUUAUGACUGCAAGGCCAAAAGAGGCAUUGACACAGGUGCACUGGUUCCUCAUGUAAGGCACUGUGAGGACAUGAGCUGGGGUCUUAAGCUUGUUGAUAAUGGGAGUGAGUUAUAGCUGCAUGUGUCUGUUGUAAGUCAUAAUCAUAGUUGUGCACGCAGUUUUUCGCUGUAGAAUAGCCUGACUGAUAUUAAAUCAAAUAUACCUUAAAUUUGCACUUC